Molecule: messenger RNA, 131 nt
Organism: Racocetra persica
Lineage: Eukaryota; Fungi; Glomeromycota; Glomeromycetes; Diversisporales; Gigasporaceae
Source: the annotation of a GenBank genome assembly
AUGAUCAUAUUGUUAUUGAUAAACCUAGUAGUAUUCCGGUUCAUCCAUCAGGAAGGUACGGAUGGAAAUAUGAAAGUGAAUUACCUUUUUGGGCUACAGACAAAUUUGUUGGAGAUAUGGAAUAUGUCUGA